CACAGUGACACUACAGGGAGCCCACAUGCCUCCAGAUAAGACGUCUUCCAGUUGUGCUGUGCGGCCCGUGGCUCCUGAGACGGGAGUCUAUCACAUAGAUGGCCCUUCAUGUUUGAGCAGCCAAAGAAGUCAUCCUCGUGUAUGCCCUUUUCCACUUCCUCCUUGUUCCUCUAGUUUCUGUCAGAAUACCAUGGGCACUCCCGACCCUCCUCUGUUGCACAACGUUUCCCUACCGCCAGCUCCUCGGACGUCCACCCAGCCCAUGGACUUGUUUCUGGAUGACCUCAUGAUAGGACUCGAUUUUCUACAUCCCAUUCAUACAGAAAAUCAGACCAACCAACAUGGGUUUCUGAACACCAUGGCUUCCAGCAUUCCAUCUGUUUCUAAGGCAGUGUAUCCCAGCAUGCAUUCCCCAGUGAAGCCCGUAGGUGUGUCUCAACAGCAGCCUGAAGGAGAGCUUUGUGACAUUCUUGAUCACUUCCUGAACACAUUUGAGCAACAUGUCGGUCGGUGUGAUUUAGACGUGGCGGAGAUGCCAAAUAACCAUUACACAGCAGCCAGCAGCAUGGACGGAGCUCAGGUCAAUAGAGACCCCGGCACAGAGACGUGGAGCAAUUUACAUACGCAAUUAAACUCACACUCCAUUCAUUGUCGUGCACCACAUGCAAACGGUUCCUCACACUGCAUGCAUGCUUCAAGCACAUUCACCUCCAGUGCUCAACCUCAGGCAAUCAGGUCAUCUCCUGCUGACACGUCAGUCAGCCAAACACAACUACAACUCUCAACAGCCCUGGGACGGCUGGAUUCAUCUAGCUCUAGAGGGUCUGAGGGCAAGUUGGAGAACAAUGAGAAGGAGCCUGAAACUCAGAUGGUGACCAGAAGCCAGAGCAUGAAGAGAAAGCUAGGAACAAGCUUAAGUAGCCUCCAGACAUCAUCUCCAGUAAAGAGGUGCAGAAGAAAACGAAGCAGUGACGCUGAAAGACCACAAGUCAGACGCCUCCACGGACAACAUAAACGUGUCCAAUGCACAGUUGACAUGUGCAUAAGUGAAGAAGGUUCGAUGAGUAAGGCUGGAGUGGGCAAAAGCAAAACCACACAGACAUGGUCAACCAAAAGCAAAAAAAGUAGAGCCAGCAAAGAAAGGCCCUUGGAGACGAUCACAGAAGAAAAAAGAAGCACAGCAAAUGGUCAUACAGAAGGAAGCAAAGUAGAGAAAGAACUUGUAAAUGCAAGUUCCUGGACGCCAGUAAAGAAAACAGUCAGUGGAACCUAUGUUGAGAUGGCAUCCUCAGCUUUUGAGAAGAUGAGAAUGCUCCUGGAGAAGCAAAGUAAAAGAAAGGAAGAGCACUCAAGAACAGAGAACAGCAUGAAAACAGGCAAAGAGGAUGACAUUAUAGGAACUGUGGAAGUUCAGGAAAGUGCAUCUGGAGCUAAAGGACUCCCAGCUGAAAACACGUUACAUAAUUUGGAAAACAGCAGAGCAGAGAAAACAGGGGGAAGCAGUGUGGUAGCAGAAGAUGAAGAUAGAACAGGCUUCAGUACCUCAGUCUCUGCAUUGACAAGUGGAAAACUGGGAUGCAGGCAGGAAAAUGAGGAAAGCAUGACCACUGGAAUUGAGCAAAUGAUGACCAAUGAACAUAACACGUCCCAAAUGGAUCUGCUUCCAGAUGCAGACCCUGUCAAAUCAACCCAAAUAAGAGAAGAAAGUGACUGCAACAACAACAACAAGCCUAUGCGCAGAACUGCAGUAUCAUCCCAAACCACUUUUGAAUCAAAACUCAGACUUCUCUUGCAUUCACCCCCCGGCCGCAAGCUCCUCCUCUCUCACUUGCCAGAGAAAGACAUUCAAGUAUCAGGCCAAUGUUCAGAGGAGGAAGAGGACGUGGAUGUGUUGGAGGUGUCUAGCGCCGCCUCUGAGCCCAUCGCUAUGCCAACUGUCAUCCUGGAGAUGGGGCUUAACACAGAGGAUGAGGAUGUGGAGGAGGACGUAGAUGUAGAUGUGAUUGGUUCGGAAUCGGAUUAGCCUCUCGCUUAUUCUUGCCAUGCUGUAACGUGCCUUUUGGUCAUCACUCGUGCCUGGAUAAUGAUUGGAGCUACUGGAGAUUCUGAUAGAAUUAAACUUGGCCUUCUCUACAUGUCAGUCAGAGUCUCCACUCAUGAGGUCAGACGAUCCACUUUGCAGUAUGUCUAUGGCCGCUUGAUUUGGUUUGUAAAGUCAGAGAUGCUGACUCAGUUUCAUGAUUCCACCUUGUUUGCUGUUAAGUAGUAGCAGGAUUAAUAUGGAUAGUAUACAAGAUGCUUAUGGCUGUUUUAAUUUCGGAAAUUCAGAGAAAGAGAGGAGCCAGUUUAGUUUAGUGCAACAUGCUUUAAAUCAAGCUUUCUGUCUUACUGUUGGUGUUUGUUUGUAUAAUCCUAAGCCAUAUUUUCUAAUGUUUUCAGUUAUUUACUCUUCCUCUGUCGAGAGUUUUUGUUGUGUUCAGGAUUAAACAGUUGAUUUGUAAUUCUGCUGUGUGUGUUAGUGU
Molecule: messenger RNA, 2522 nt
Organism: Pygocentrus nattereri (red-bellied piranha)
Lineage: Eukaryota; Metazoa; Chordata; Actinopteri; Characiformes; Serrasalmidae
Exons: 4
Coding region: 26-2023 (665 amino acids)
Source: RefSeq, a predicted model, not a curated record